Messenger RNA from Drosophila willistoni, 473 nucleotides. RefSeq lists its product as uncharacterized. Gene Ontology annotation, molecular function: odorant binding. The transcript has 2 exons. Bases 90 to 440 code for a protein of 116 amino acids. The record is from RefSeq and is a predicted model, not a curated record. Lineage: Eukaryota; Metazoa; Arthropoda; Insecta; Diptera; Drosophilidae.
AAUUUGCCAGUCAACACAGAUCACUUAUUGUGAACACUUCUAUCUCGUCACCUCGGACACAAAAAAAGAAAUUGAAAAAAAAAGAAAACAUGAAGCUUUUUUAUUUGCUGAUUGUAUCAAUUCUGAUGUUUAACUUUUGCCGCUGCACAGAUAACGAACACUUCGAAGCAUGUAAGAAGAAUCUGAAGAUAUCCGAAGCGGAACUGGAUUCAAUUCCAAGAAAGGUCUCAAUUGGCGAUCUGUCCACGAAUUAUAGAUGCUUUGCAAAGUGUCUGAACGAGCCCUAUUUUGGUAAGGACGGCAAAAUCGAUCCGAAAUUGAUUGAUAAUGAAGAUCUAAGAGCCAAAUAUGUCACUUGCAAAAAUCAAUAUGACAACGUUGAAGAUGUAACUGGAUGCGAUUAUGGAGCUUACAUACAAAUGUGUGUCUAUCAAGAGUAAAUAUUUAAGUAUAUUUACAAUAAAUAUAAUAAU